AAGUAAAACCAUAGACAAUAAUAUUGAACUUAUGACACUGGCAAUAAUUCAAUUGACAAUUUGAAAUGCAGGAAAACUGAACUUUUGAAAUAACGAAUUAGAUACGAAUAACAUUAGCAAUCCAAUAUUUGUUCUCGUAAGUUGUAACUUUGAAUCUUGAUUUAAAAACUUUUUAUUUUAUGUGUUAGUCAUAAAUAGUACGAAUUAUAAAAAUGCCUAGAGACUACGUAACAAACUUCCGUGGAGAUGUUUGUUUUACACCAAACGGUAAUAUUCGUGUCAAAGAAGAACCAAUCUCGCCUGACGAUAAUGACUUCGGAGAACACAACAAAUUGGACUUUUUCGAGAACGGCUUUACUGCUAUGAGGAAGUCUCUUUCAAUGAACGAUAUCGCUAUACUGAAACAGGAAUUGUCUAAUUUAAACUUUGAAAAUGAUGAGGACGGUGUUUGUGAAAGAUAUCAUAAACAAACUGGUGGAAACCAAGAAUUAUCGAAAACAAAGUUUGUAUCAAUGGCCGAGGCCAUAUAUCACUAUGAGAGAGAUACACCAGGACGUUUUCGUACCACUAAACCUAAACUAUUUCAACCACAACAAGUAAUGAGCAGAUCUAGGUUGACUAUAGCGCAAUCUCCCAUGUUGCGUUGUAAAACUCGCGCGCGUCCUCGUCACAUCAUGUCACAGAAAGAAAAAGAAGAAAUGGAGUUGGAAGAAAUAAAAAAGUUUAAAAUUAAGGCUAAUCCUAUUCCUAAAUCUGUGAUUAUUGGUCCAGUUCAUCUACCGGAUGUGCCAAGAAAACCGAUGACAGUUCCUGAACCUUUCAAACUUACUGAAUUUCAUAAGAAAAACAUGCAAUCACCCGAACAAGCUCAUCACUUUAAAGCCCGUCCUGCACCAAAACAUAUACUUGAGAAGCCACAGAUUCCUAUAAAGCCUAUCACAAAUAUUACUAAACCUGUUAGUCCUAAAUUUCAUUACAAAAGAGCAAACUCAACUGAUUGCUUGAAGCAUGAAAACAAACAAUGUGACAUAGCGACUAAGGCUAAAAACCAAGAAAAAACUGAAAAACAUAUUGUUCGACACGGUCCUGUCAAACCAGAACCAUUUUCCUUUGAGAAAAGGGAUGAAGAAUCAAAGAGACGCCGAGAGGAAAGAAUAAAAAAACAGUUAGAGGAGGAAAGGAAAAUGGCUUCACAGUUUAAAGCACAGCCUUUACCAAAUUCUGUUAAAAAAAGGAUGCACUCUGCAACAGGCAUUGGUUCUACUGCUUCUUCAGAAAAUAAGGAAAAUCAUGUCAAGUUUGAAGCCAAACCUCCUGUGGUACUCUACAAAGAACCAUUUAAGCCUGUACUGCAGGCUAACCCUAUUUCAAAGCCAGUGCCCUUUGAGCUGACUACUGAAAAAAGAGCAGCUGAAAGAGAAAGAUUCGAAAAACAAAUAAAAGAGAAAGAAAAGGAAAUGGAAAAAAAUAAGCAGCUGAAAGAACAGGAACAGCGAGAGGCUGAGGAAAGGGCAAUAGCACAAUUGAGGUCUACAUUGGUACAUCAUCCAAAACCAAUCCCAUCAUUAAAUCCAUUUAUUCCAGAAAAAUCAGCAGGACCUCUCACUGUCCCAGAAACACCUAAAUUUGUUAGAAGACUGAAACAAAAGUAAAUUUAUGUUCACUAUUCAUAAUACAAAUUAUGUGUUAUUCUUGUCACUUUAAAAUGGACUACUUUUGGAAAUUGUGAUUGACAUUUUAUAUAUAUUUAACUUUAACAUUUAUUAUUACUGUAGCAACAUGUAUAAUGCAUAUUAUUAUAAUUAUGU
This is a messenger RNA of Colias croceus (clouded yellow), 1808 nucleotides long. RefSeq names its product targeting protein for Xklp2-like. The record is from RefSeq and is a predicted model, not a curated record. The coding region runs from base 213 to 1652 and encodes 479 amino acids. Gene Ontology annotation, biological process: activation of protein kinase activity; regulation of mitotic spindle organization. The transcript has a single exon. Lineage: Eukaryota; Metazoa; Arthropoda; Insecta; Lepidoptera; Pieridae. Gene Ontology annotation, cellular component: microtubule; spindle.